GCCGGGAGUCUCCGACGCGCCAUUUUCAAAAUAGAGAUCUUCAAUAUCUUAAAUAUAAAUAUCAAAAUAUGUAUUUGUUUUCUUUAUUAACUCAAUGUUUUUUGUAGAAAUAUGGUAGAAAUUUGCGUUGUGAGAUGUUUUUCCUGUGAGACAUUCCAAGGACAACAGGUCAAAAAAGGAAAGAAAUGGACAUGUAAAGUUUGUGGUGAAAAGCAAUCUUUCAAAAAAAUCUUUGCUCAAGGAAAUGGUAAAGAAUGCAGACAUGUUGUGCAGAAAUUGAAUAUGAUGAAAGGAAGUUUGGAGCAAGAAGCACUUGAAGAAGAAUAUGUAGAAAAUAGUGGGGAAGUUUUAUGUUUUGAGGAAGAAGCCACCAAUGAAUUCUUUGUCAGAAGGAAAGAAAGUAAAUGGGAAAAAUUUAUUGGAGAGAAGAAGGCAUCAAUAAACACUAAUAUUGUUGAAGUGGAAGAUGGAAAUUUUGACGACAAUGAUCAUUCUUUCACAACUGAACGGAUGUUUUUGAUAAAUGCAAUAGUAAUCAAAUAAAAGAAAAGAAAAGUUGAGAGCUAAUGUGAAUGAAAGGAAGAAAAUUUCUCAUUCAAAUGAUGACAACAACUUGGGAGGAGGGCUGAAUGCAAAAUGAAUAUUUUUAUCUGGAAAUUCUCGACAAAAUGCUCUGAAUUGUGUGAAAACGACAGUGGAAACACCACGUGAAAAAGUUCCCAAAGUUAAUGUUUGUCAAAACAAAUUUUCCAAGUGGUCAAAAUAUACAUGAAUUAAAAUGAAAUUAAUAUAAGCACGAAACGCUUCGGUGUAUUUAUCGGACUUAUAAAUUGGUUAUUUUUCAUCGAAAUAUUAUUUUUAAAAAGUUUUGCAAAGUAAAAGUGGAACGCAAAGCAAA
Messenger RNA from Xenia sp. Carnegie-2017, 898 nucleotides. Its product is annotated as MRN complex-interacting protein-like. Gene Ontology annotation, molecular function: chromatin binding. The transcript is spliced from 3 exons. Gene Ontology annotation, biological process: mitotic G2 DNA damage checkpoint signaling. Gene Ontology annotation, cellular component: nucleus. Bases 112 to 543 code for a protein of 143 amino acids. The record is from RefSeq and is a predicted model, not a curated record. NCBI's taxonomy places the organism in Eukaryota, Metazoa, Cnidaria, Anthozoa, Malacalcyonacea, Xeniidae.